AUGCUUGACAAUGGAGUGAUCGCUGGCAACAUGGCCAUCGUUCAAACAUUGUUGUUCCAGACAGAGCCCAUCAAGUUUAAAGUCGACAUGAGUAGAUUGAUCACGCUGGCCAUUGAUCAUCGUCGCUACCCCAUGGCAAGGUACCUCACCGACAUGCUGCAGUUGACUCCAUCAUCGUCAUCAUAA
Acytostelium subglobosum LB1 is the source of this 186-nucleotide messenger RNA. RefSeq lists its product as hypothetical. The transcript has a single exon. The record is from RefSeq and is a predicted model, not a curated record. Bases 1 to 186 code for a protein of 61 amino acids. NCBI's taxonomy places the organism in Eukaryota, Evosea, Eumycetozoa, Acytosteliales, Acytosteliaceae.